Messenger RNA from Saccharomyces mikatae IFO 1815, 627 nucleotides. It is a transcript of the gene PSF1, whose product is annotated as DNA replication protein PSF1. Gene Ontology annotation, cellular component: GINS complex. Bases 1 to 627 code for a protein of 208 amino acids. The transcript has a single exon. Gene Ontology annotation, biological process: DNA strand elongation involved in mitotic DNA replication; DNA replication. The record is from RefSeq and is a predicted model, not a curated record. NCBI's taxonomy places the organism in Eukaryota, Fungi, Ascomycota, Saccharomycetes, Saccharomycetales, Saccharomycetaceae.
AUGUACGGGGAUCUAGCUAACAAAUUGGUAUUAGAAGCUAAAAGGACAAAAAAAUUAUACGCAAGAAAUAGUCAAGAUGUUAAUUUACCUAUGUAUCACGAAGAUAUAAUACGAAAUAUUCUAAAAGAAAUUUCAAAUCUACGCAAAAAUACAGAAUACCUUAAAGAGCAGCAGCAAUCAGGAAUGCUGGAUGAUAAGGUGGCCAAAUGUCAAUAUUUUGUAACAUUACUAUGUAUGGAAAGGAACAAAAGAUGUCUCUUGGCGUAUCAAAAAUUAAGAACAGAUAUACUAGAUUUUAUGGCUUGGAAUAAUAACGGUCUGGACUUAAUGAGUAGUAUAACGUUUAGUCAGCAGGAUACGAAUGACCUUUCUCAUCAAGAGCAGGAAUAUCUAAAAGAAUACUGCGAUUUAAUCACUGAUUUAAAAAGUGGUGUCCUGGCAGAUAUUGAUUUAUCUGGCUCUUUAGUUCCUCCAAGCGAUGUAUUUAUUGAUGUCAGGGUGCUUAAAGACGCCGGUGAGAUCCAAACUGAAUAUGGUGUGUUUAACCUCAUUAAAGACUCUCAAUUUUUUGUAAGGCAGUCAGAUGUAGAGCGGUUGAUUCAGCAAGGUUAUUUACAGAAAAUAUGA